CCGCUUGCCACCGCCCGCCAGUGUCGCCACCGUCGUCCAUUUCCUUUAGCAGCAUGAUAGAACGGUGGCGUUUUGCGGUCUCUUCUGCCACCGUCUUGCUAAUUUAAAUUAUGUCAAAACUACACAAAACAGCGAUAGGCCCCAAGUUCCCCGAUUUCUCCUCUGCAAAAACCCCUCUGAAACCGCACAUAGCCCCUCCGCCACCACCGACAGCGGCGGAGGUGGACGUUACCUCCAUAACCAACCUCGUUCUCAAGACAAACCCAGAAAUUUUGACUCAAAAUUUACCCACCCUUGUGCAAUGGACCCCUGAGCUUGUCCACACGAUUCUCAAACGCCUGUGGAACCAUGGCCCGAAAGCUCUCCAGUUCUUCAAAGCCCUCGACCCCCAUCUCUCUUACACCCACUCCGCCACCGCAUUCGACUACGCCAUCGACAUUGCUGCCAGAAUGCGGGAUUACAAGACCCUAUGGGCCCUUGUGGCUCAAAUGCGGACUAUAAAGCUCGGUCCUGGCCCGAAAACCUUCGCCAUCAUCCUCGAAAGGUAUGUGGCUUCUGGCAAAGCUGAUAAGGCGGUUGACCUUUUCUUGUCAAUGCAUAAACAUGGUUGUCCUCAGGAUUUGACUUCGUUCAAUUCUUUUCUUGAUGUGCUCUGUAAGGCGAAGCAGGCUGAAAUAGCCUAUAAUCUGUUUAAGGUGUUUAGGAGGAAGUUUAGAGUUGAUAUGAUUAGUUAUAACAUUCUCGCUAAUGGGUAUUGUAUAAUGAAGCGAACGCCAAAGGCAUUGGAAAUUUUGAAGGAAAUGGUAGAGAGAGGAUUGGAGCCAAAUGUGAUGACUUAUAAUAUAAUUCUUAAAGGUUUCUUUAGAGCAGGGCAAACGAAGGAAGCUUGGGAGUUUUUCUUGCAAAUGAAGAGGAGAAAAUGUGAGAUUGAUGUGGUGACUUAUACUACUAUGGUUCACGGUUUUGGUGUUGCAGGUGAGGUUGAGAGGUCCCGUAAGCUGUUUGAUGAGAUGGUUGGAGCUGGAGUGCUUCCCUCAGUAGCAACUUACAAUGCUCUGAUUCAAGUUUUAUGUAAGAAAGACAAUGUGGAAAAUGCAAUUUUGGUGUUUGAUGAGAUGUUGCGGAAGGGCUAUUUACCUAAUGUCACUACUUAUAAUGUGCUCAUUAGAGGUUUGUGUCAUGUCGGUAAAAUGGACAGGGCAGUUGAGUAUAUGGACAAGAUGAAAGAAGAUGAGUGUGAGCCUAAUGUUCAGACAUACAAUCUUGUAAUUCGAUAUUAUUGUGAUGAUGGAGAAUUUGCGAAGGCCUUCGAAUUGUUUGAGAAAAUGGGUAGUGGGCAUUGCUUACCUAACUUAGAUACUUAUAACAUCUUGAUCAGUGCAAUGUUUGUCAGAAAGAAAUCCGAUGAUUUGGUGGUGGCAGGAAAGUUGUUGAUAGAAAUGAUUGACAGAGGAUUUCUGCCUCGAAGGUUUACUUUCAACCGCAUUCUGAAUGGGCUUUUGCUUACGGGUAAUCAAGAAUUUGCUAGAGAGAUUUUGCGACUGCAAAGCGGAUCUGGCCGGCUUCCUCGUCAUUUGAGACUAUGAUUGUGUUGCAUUACCUCAGGCAAAGAGAGGAAGUAUUCAGUAAAUGAUGGAAUUGUGCCGGCGAAAGGAAGGGCAAGGUGGAACUUUUGCAAACCUUUUGAUGAUUGUUUCUGCUUUAGUCAAUAAAGAACUUAAAGAAAGAAGAAGAUAUAGAUCAUGUUAAUAUCCUCUUGGAGAUAAUGAUCCAGUGAAGGAUGGAGUUACAGACGGUAAAAUGCCAAGUUUAUACGCAGGCUGCAGAAAACUAAUGGUCUAAAGCCUACAGGAAGCGCUUGAUCAUAGACCACAGUGGUGUACCUGGGCAUUUUGCUACAUUUUCAAUGUUAGCAAUAUUCUUAUAGAAGUAGUUAAUACAGGGGUUAUUCCAUCUUAUUACUGUCUCAGUUAAGAAAUCAACAGUUGCUUUAUCAUCCAUAUCAGAAGUUGUACGUGGUAUUGUAUAUGUCGUUUAUUCUAUCUAUGAAGUACUUGAGUUGGUGUUUGUCACUGGACUAAGUUGUGAAAUUCUUGGUACAUGUCAGCUUUUAGCUGAGGAGUUGAAGAUGGAAGUGAAAAUAUGGCUUUCCAGAUUGCCACCAUAUUGCUCAGCUUUGCUUAGAGGCUGUUUUAAGUGUGAUGCUUCAAGUAUCUUGAGCUCAAGAAAGUUGAUUUCAGUACCUGGUGGAUUGCAAAGUCAAUUGCAAGAGAGAAUGCAUAUACACUUGCUUGCUACAGUGAGGUUCGAAGUAGUCAAACAAAGAGAAUAAACAGCAGGUGAUAAGAACAAUAAUGUCCAGUGAUUCAUGCAGGGGCCUGGUGCAGUUGUUGAAGGUGAUGCUACGAGGUCCCCUCUGGUGUCUGAAACCUGCUGGGCAUAAUUCAAGUUGAAUUGGCCUGUUGGAUUUUGCUUCAGGGGUUGUAGUGAUCUACGUUUAGUGAUCAUCUUGCAUUCUUAAACUGCAUGCUCCUGUAUUUCUCAUAACUGAACCACAGAUGAAGGGUGUACUAGAGAUCGUCAACAUGAUCCUAUAGUAAGUGAAACCGUGAACAACAUAGUGCAGA
Molecule: messenger RNA, 2627 nt
Organism: Coffea eugenioides
Lineage: Eukaryota; Viridiplantae; Streptophyta; Magnoliopsida; Gentianales; Rubiaceae
Product: pentatricopeptide repeat-containing protein At1g74900, mitochondrial-like
Exons: 4
Coding region: 111-1586 (491 amino acids)
Molecular function (GO): protein binding
Source: RefSeq, a predicted model, not a curated record